AUGGUAAAUCCUGUCAGCGUGGAAAUUGGAUCCCCACGGGAGUCUGGUCCAGCGGGCCUGGACGAGCUCCUCAAUAAGUUCAACGGUGUGUCGGCUUCUCUUUACCGGCCUUCGGAAGUGAUUGACGCCGUCGCUGGCGUCCUAGACCUUCUACCUCCUGAGCAUCAGCUCAGAGGCCAAAAGGUCUUACAAGUGCUAACCAGGCACCACCUUACGCUGAUCGAGGGCGCGGCACGUCCCGGCUCUAUUCUCACCCCUCCCCACCGCGCUGAAGCGGCGCCAUCCGCUGUUCUGGCAUCCCUUGCCACCAAUUCCUCUAACCAGCGCGCCGAUACCUCCCACCUCGUAUGCACAGCUCGCGAGGCACCGACCUCUGUUCCGGAACCCUCCCCCGCGGCCCAACCCUCCCAUACCUGGACAGUUGUGGCGGCCACUAGAGGUCCUACCAAAAGGAUGCGCGUCCCUGGUUCUACUCCGGUGCACCAUCGCACUAUCGUGACACCGACGGUUCCCGCAGCCAGAGGUAAAGGUAAAGGGAAUGGCAAGGGUAAAGGCACUACUGCCCCUGGCCCAAACAGAACUGCACUGGAGAAAGCCAAGAAGGCCAACAAAAAGGCCUGCGUGGUUGAACUCCGCUCGGUUGAUGACGACGCUAAAAUGGACGCCGCCGAGUUCAUGACCUUUCGCAGCAGGGCCCUGGGGCUUUUGAGUGGUUCGGUCAUCGUCAAUACCACCUUCCCAAUCAAGGGAGGUAUUGGACUAGUCCUUAGCGAUGAGAGUCACGGGAACGCAUGCGUUCAGUCUUUGAGUCGCAUGCAGGGUUAUACAGCCAAGGUCCGCACUGGAUUAUGGCCACGUGUGAUUUUGUUUAAUCCCGCAAUAGCCCGUGGUUCCACUAUCGACUCAGUGAGUCGCUCUAUCAAAGAGGGCAAUCCUGCUCUCACCGAAGGUAUCGACGGUGACAAGCUGGUCAGCGCGGUCUAUUGGCGCGGCCAGCACUUAGUUAUGGCGAUCUGCCCAACCCUCUACCAUAGGCUAUCUGCCAAUGGGGAGGGGAAGGGUCGCCUG
This is a messenger RNA of Perkinsus marinus ATCC 50983, 1068 nucleotides long. RefSeq lists its product as hypothetical. The record is from RefSeq and is a predicted model, not a curated record. The annotation marks the transcript as partial. The transcript has a single exon. Lineage: Eukaryota; Perkinsozoa; Perkinsida; Perkinsidae.